AUGGACAUCACGUCCCUUUUCAAAGCCUCCGUGAAAACGGUGCGGCUAAAACUGCCACCUCACAGUAUCCCGCAGCUGGACAAGAAUAGAAUACUGCAGAAAAAGAAAUCCACCCAGUCCGAGGUAUGGGGCAAAGCCAAAUCACUGAAGCAGCAGGUCACGUUGCUGAGAAACUUUCUGCUGGAGAACCGGGUGUCCUACAUGCAACUGGCGGAACAUCUAAAAAACUCCGCACCCCAAAUGACGAACGAAGAACGCGACCUAAUUGAUCGGGAAACGGAAAAGACACUAGCGGAUGCGGCGACGUUGAUAGCCGGUUUAAAGCACGAAUGUGCCGCACUUCAAACGGAUAAGCAGGUGAAGGAAUUUUUAAGUCUCGUGAUAGAUAGUUUGUAUGAGUACGCGAAUGGAAUACGCAAGAUCGCACAAGAGCAGAAACAGUUUCGUCACAAGCGUCAAAUGGAAACGCUACAGUACAUUAAGCUGCAGCCUAAAAUGAAAACCGACCCGUACUCAAGACCGCUGGAGACUGUUCCACAAGAAAAGGAGCCUCUUUUACCCAGUACGGGUCGUGUUGAAAAUUUGGACAGCUCUCGCAGUGCAGACAAAUCCAUCACGCAAACAGUUGAAGAGUUGGAAGAUAGCAGCACGUACGAGGACUACGAAAACAAUGACCUUAGUCCGGAAGAUAUACAGAUGUUCGAGUCGGAAAAUAUUCAACUCUACAAUGAGCUAAAAGGGUUGUCGGAAGAGGUAGAACAAAUCCAGCGCAAUGUGGCCGACAUAACACAGUUGCAAGAUAUCUUCACCGAGAAGGUAACUCUGCAAAAUACCGAUAUCGAUCGAAUUGCUACGAAUGUUAUAGGAACGACCGAAAACAUGAAGGAUGCUAACGAACAGAUAAAGCAAGCAAUCCAGCGUAAUGCCGGUCUGCGGGUUUGGGUACUAUUCUUUUUUAUUGUGAUGUCAUUUACGUUGCUUUUCCUGGAUUGGUAUAACGAAUAA
Molecule: messenger RNA, 1005 nt
Organism: Anopheles marshallii
Lineage: Eukaryota; Metazoa; Arthropoda; Insecta; Diptera; Culicidae
Gene: Syx18
Product: syntaxin-18
Exons: 2
Coding region: 1-1005 (334 amino acids)
Biological process (GO): retrograde vesicle-mediated transport, Golgi to endoplasmic reticulum
Cellular component (GO): SNARE complex; endoplasmic reticulum
Source: RefSeq, a predicted model, not a curated record